AGCAGAUUGGUUUGUUUCAGUCUCUGUUAGUCAGUUGUGUGAGCCACUUUGAUUGGGGCAGAUGGUUAUGAGCUUCCAAACAUUCACAUAAAAAACAAAACAAACAAACCUGAGCAUUAUGCAGGAAUCAGAGGAAUCCAGAUAUAUGGAAAAAAUUCCAGACCAGGUGGAUGGAGGGAAUAUGAGUGCAGGAAAGAAGAAUGCAGAUUCCAGAGAGAAGCGUCUUUCCUCUUCUGACUGGGACAGAAAAGGGAUGUCUGUACCCUUAGUGCCAACAAAUGUACCAAUUCCUGGCCCCACAAACGACCCCAUCGUUAUUUCCAUCGGCCCUCCACAUCGUUGUCCCUCUGUUUCCAGUGAGUCCCAGUACCAGGAUCUCUCGAGAGAAGAUGACUACGCCAACAUGCAUGGAUGGAGAAGGGAGAACUUGCAAUAUUACCCAUCAACUGGUGAGGGUGGCGUCCCCAAACAAACUUUGGAUGAACUGAAAAGUGUGUUGCGUGAGAGCUCCCUACUCGGUGCAAAAGGGCAAGAUGGAGGAAGGAGCUACCCUCCGGGUCAAAGAGUAGACUGUAAGCCAGAUCAGAUGCCAUCUAAGAGUUUCAGCACCUUCAAGCCCCAUUCAGAAGCCAGGAGAGCAUCCAGACUCAGAGAGGGAAGUUCUAGAUGGGAUUCUGGUGGGUCUUCGAUGACUGAUGGACCUCCAGGGAGGUCUUCUGGUAUGAGUUCACCCACUGCUGAGACGUCCCACUGGGAAGAAGCUGGUACAUCACGCUCAGACAAUGAGAGGUCACAAGCACUCUCUUUUGCAUCGCAAAGCUUCAUUUCUGAUGUAGAGCACAUAAAACAGCAAAUCGCCCGGGAAAACAUCAGCUUUGUUCGCUUUGAGGCCACUGAUCUUCAUGGCGUGUCCCGAUCCAAGACAGUUCCAGCUCGAUUCUUUCACGAAAAAGCAGUAUAUGGCAUCCCCAUGCCGAGAAGCUACCUGGAGUUAACCCUAAGCCCUAAAGUCAACGAAGUUGAUCAUCCGAGCGCAGCCAACUUCAGCAGUGAUGUCCUCCUGGUCGCAGAUCUUUCCACAUUCCAAAUCCUUCCCUGGGCGGACCAGACCGCUCGUCUUAUCUGUGACCCCUGCACGAUCACCGGUGUGCCACUGCGAACAUCACCCCGCCUCAUCGCCAAGCAGAUGCUCGGCCAACUCCAGAGCAUGGGAUUCUCUAUCCACUCGUCCUUCACAUAUGAAUGCUGCAUCUUCGGGGCCCCUGAACGAGUGGGACCUAAAGCAGUGUUCUUCCCUGCAACCACACUGUUGAGCAACUACGAUCUACCCUUCCUCCAGCAGCUAGUUGGAGGGAUGUACUACAUGGGAGUUGAUGUCGAGAGCUUCUCAUCUGCGAAUGGACCAGGACAGAUGGAGAUUUGCUUCAAACCAAGGUUUGGAAUUGAUGCUGCUGACAGCGCCUUCACCUUCCGCACAGGAAUCAAAGAGAUGGCCAGGAAGUUCGACUACAUCGCCACCUUUUUCACAGACGGCAACAUCCACAAUUCUGGCUUACUCUCCCACAGCCUUUGGGAUGCCGGCGGCAGAAGAAGCCUUUUCCACUCGGGCAACGGGGAACUUUCGGAGAUCGGAAGAAAGUGGCUCUCAGGUCUUCUCCAGCACUCAGCCGCUCUGAGCUGCCUCUUGGCUCCAGGGAUCGGCUGUCGAAACCAGCUUUCCAAAGGCAAGAAAAAUCCCAAGAACCAUAUUUACGCCACAUGUGGUUGCAAUGACAACAGCUGCGCCUUCAACGUGAAAAUUCACGGUGGACGCGAGACUCACAUCGAUAACAAGCUGGGGUCAGCGAUGGCCAAUCCUUACAUUGUGUUGGCGGCUACAAUAGCAGCAGGACUGGAUGGUAUUAGACGGAGCCUGAAUGCCGAACAGCUUCUAAGCAAAGCUCCAGGUCAGCAGAAACAGUUCCCAAUCCCUGUUCAAUUGGACGAUGCUUUAGUGGCUCUGGCAGAGGACAGUGUGAUUCGUAGUGCACUGGGAGAGCCCUUUGUGCAGUAUUUUAUUGCCAUGAAGCGUGUAGAGAUUGAGACGCAAGAGCAGGAUGCCGACAAGAACAAGGGGCUUGAGUAUUUUAUCUAACAUCUGAAUUUGCAGAAUAAUUUUUUUUGUGUAUUUGAAUCCAAGGAAAUAAAUUUAAUUUCCCUUUGAUUUGGUAUAAACAAAGAACUUUGUAUCAAAGAAAAAUAAUACCUUCUUUGCAAACAAGAUUUCAAAAUAAAACCACAUAACUGACUGAUAUCUGCUGCACACUGAC
Messenger RNA from Carassius gibelio (silver crucian carp), 2309 nucleotides. RefSeq names its product lengsin, lens protein with glutamine synthetase domain (gene lgsn). Gene Ontology annotation, cellular component: cytoplasm; membrane. Gene Ontology annotation, biological process: lens morphogenesis in camera-type eye. Bases 119 to 2134 code for a protein of 671 amino acids. NCBI's taxonomy places the organism in Eukaryota, Metazoa, Chordata, Actinopteri, Cypriniformes, Cyprinidae. Gene Ontology annotation, molecular function: glutamine synthetase activity. The record is from RefSeq and is a predicted model, not a curated record. The transcript has 4 exons.